This is a messenger RNA of Haliotis rubra (blacklip abalone), 524 nucleotides long. RefSeq lists its product as uncharacterized. Bases 4 to 498 code for a protein of 164 amino acids. Gene Ontology annotation, biological process: cell-matrix adhesion. Gene Ontology annotation, cellular component: extracellular region; lysosome. Gene Ontology annotation, molecular function: calcium ion binding. Lineage: Eukaryota; Metazoa; Mollusca; Gastropoda; Lepetellida; Haliotidae. The transcript is spliced from 5 exons. The record is from RefSeq and is a predicted model, not a curated record.
UGCAUGGCAAACACUUGGUCAGCCAAAGUGUUUGAUGUUCGCGCACCGAUUCAAGGAAAUAACGUAAAUGCUGACUUCUACUACGACUGGACCAACAAAGCUACUGCCAUCCAGUACACUGUGUAUGGAUCAGUUCAGAAGUCAACCAGAAUUGUCACGUCGUAUGAAAAGAACGAACGCUACACCAUAUUGGCAGAUGGAACAUGUACAAAAGACGCCCCAAAUGACGUCCUCCUGCCAUUCUGCAUCCCAGACGACAGUACAGACCUUGGCUCAAGCUAUAUUGGUAUUGAGGGAAGCGGGUUGAAAUCCGACAACUGGUUGCUAACUAUCGGCUCUAUCAACCUGACCGUGGGCGUCACCGACCCAGACUGUGUCUUAACCUUCUUGGGGACCUUCAACCUGGCAGCGAGUCCUCCAGAUACGGAACUAUACUUCAACGGAUAUAAAUUAGGCACCACGGACCCAGAUGCUUUCGGCGUCCCCCUCAACUGUUAAAAUGUGACGCUGCACUUGAACUUGUA